Messenger RNA from Microsporum canis CBS 113480, 342 nucleotides. RefSeq lists its product as uncharacterized. The record is from RefSeq and is a predicted model, not a curated record. The transcript is spliced from 2 exons. Bases 1 to 342 code for a protein of 113 amino acids. NCBI's taxonomy places the organism in Eukaryota, Fungi, Ascomycota, Eurotiomycetes, Onygenales, Arthrodermataceae.
AUGGCUGAACAGAAGCUCCACGCAGAGCCGGAAGGUGUCAUAUCUACUGCUCGUGGGGGCCAUUGGAACGGUCCGGGGGGUUCCGUGGAUGUCUCGGUGGGACUCUGGGACAUAUUUAGAGAUUAUAUGGGCGACACAGUGGCCAUGCAAUAUUACUUACAUAAUAAAUCAAGAUCACCACAUUAUGGGAGUAUUAGAGUUACUGUCGCAGUUUUCGGCGUGCCGUUAAACGCAGCUAAUGACCAGCAAGUUUCAUAUUGCAUGUUCAAGCAAUUAACCGCCAAGCGCGCUAAACUUGGGCGUAAUGUUGAUUUAAAGUUCAUCCCAGUUCCACCAGUAUAA